Gadus morhua (Atlantic cod) is the source of this 2086-nucleotide messenger RNA. It is a transcript of the gene tgfb5, whose product is annotated as transforming growth factor, beta 5. Gene Ontology annotation, molecular function: cytokine activity; transforming growth factor beta receptor binding; growth factor activity. Gene Ontology annotation, cellular component: extracellular region. The record is from RefSeq and is a predicted model, not a curated record. Gene Ontology annotation, biological process: regulation of cell population proliferation; transforming growth factor beta receptor signaling pathway. The transcript is spliced from 7 exons. The coding region runs from base 824 to 2074 and encodes 416 amino acids. Lineage: Eukaryota; Metazoa; Chordata; Actinopteri; Gadiformes; Gadidae.
GUGUCACGUCUCCAACCGCCUCCCCUCCUUCCUCUCCUCUCUCCUCUCCCUUCUCUGCACACCGUGAGGAUCUCUUCAGUGGAGCCUUGGGUCUCAGGCUAUGUACACCCGGCCGGCUGCACAACAUCCACCCCCACACUGCUGAACCCAAUGUGGCACUCGGACGUGGAAAAAGGUGGAUCACUGAACUGAAACUCAGGUAACCUGAUGGAGGCCUAAGUGUGUGAUUUAUUGAGACGUUGCUCAAGGGGUCCCUGGCAGUACAAAGGCGCCCUUUCAUCGAGAGAUUUGAUUUGGUACACUUUUUUUUAUGUGUGGCAGAAGGUUGUAGCAUCACGUUGACCGGACUGGAUGCUGGGAGGACGAGUGGGACACGACACUUGUGGACAUUCUGUCUAAAAUAAAUGCUUUUUAUUGACUCCUUUCGGGCAAUGGAAGGAUCUCCGAAGACCUGUAGCUCGACUGGUUGGACUGGUGAACGGGUUUGGACCCGAUGCUUUUAGAUCCUUCUCCUGGUGGACUGCGUGGAAGAAAAACGCGACAACUCCAAUUUAUUCAAUUUAAAAGAACAUCACCUUGUAUUUCGGAUAUCUGCGACAUGGGCUGAGCUCUGUGCUGGUCGCUCUUGAUGAGUUUUUUCCCGGAUCGAUAUUAAUUUCUGCAGACGUCUGUCGGAAGCCUCUGAGUGACUCCACGGUGGUUUGUAUUUGGAGGCUUUACGCACCGACGCAUAGACGCACCGGCAGCAGAGCCGAGGGGGGGCACGACACACCGAACACUGGUCUGGUGCGCGACCCGGGGAACCCAUCGCUCAGUCCGGACCAUGUAUCUCACCCGCCUCCUCUUCCUGCUGCUGAGGCUGGCGGUCACCCUCGACGGGCUCAACACCUGCCAGUUUUUCAACCUGGACGAGCAGAAGUCCAAACGCAUCGAGGCGGUCCGCGGGCAAAUCCUUAGCAAGCUCCGCAUCAGGAGUCCACCGGCCAGGCAAGAGACCCCCCCGACCGACACGGUUCCCCCAGAGGUCAUGCUCCUCUACAACAGCACGAGGGAGCUGCUCAAAGAGCGUGCGCGUCAGGCCGAGUCCGCGUGCGACCGCGAGAGUAGCGAAGAGGAUUAUUACGCAAAAGAGGUGCAGCGUAUUGACAUGUUGCCGCCCCGGGCAGAUACCAAUGCGGUGAACCCGGAGUCGCCCAGUCCCCACUACAGGACGGUCCACUUCGACGUCAGCGGCGUGGAGCUCGCCAACAGCACCCUGGUGAAGGCCGAGUUCCGGAUCUUCCGGGCCCCGAACCCGCAGGCCAGCGCCGCCGAACAGAGAGUAGAGGUUUAUCAGCUGCUGAUGCCGGGUGAGGAGAGCGUCUCCACACAGCGCUAUGUGGACUCCAGGAACGUGCAGCCGCGAGCCAAAGGGAGCUGGAUGUCUGUGGAGGUCACGGAGACGGUGAAGGACUGGCUGGGAGACACAGAGAAGAACCUGGGCCUGAGGCUGAGCGUCCACUGCCCCUGCUGCACUUUCGUCCCGUCCACCAACAACAUCCUGCCCAACAAGAGCGAGGAGCUGGAGGCGCUCUUCGCAGGUGUGGACGACCUGCAGCUCCGACAGAUGCAGCGGCCGGGCCAGACCAAGGGCCAGCCCGACUUCAGCACCAAGACCCCCCACCUCAUCCUCACCCUGCUGCCUGGCGACCGCGCGGACAACCCCAACAAGAGGAGCCGCAAGAGGAGGGCGGCCGCCGUCGACUCCUCCACCUGCUCCCGGAAUUCCGAGCAGGGCUGCUGCCUGCGCUCGCUCUACAUCGACUUCCGGCGCGACCUCAACUGGAAGUGGAUCCACGAACCCAAGGGCUACAAGGCCAACUUCUGCGCAGGCAGCUGCCCCUAUCUCUGGAGCGCCGACAACCACUACAACAUGAUCCUCCCUCUGUACAACAAGAUGAACCCCGAGGCGUCGGCGUCCCCCUGCUGCGUCCCCCAGGACCUGGAGCCCCUCACUAUCGUGUACUUCAUGGGCCGGACCCCCCGCGUGGAGCAGCUCUCCAACAUGGUGGUCAAGUCCUGCAAGUGCCGCUAAGGGGAGGGGAGG